This is a messenger RNA of Ilex paraguariensis (yerba mate), 594 nucleotides long. The record is from the annotation of a GenBank genome assembly. Lineage: Eukaryota; Viridiplantae; Streptophyta; Magnoliopsida; Aquifoliales; Aquifoliaceae.
AUGGUUUUAGACAUGGCAAAAUUGCUUACAUUUCCUCUUCCACUUUUGUCGGUUGCUCAUCAGCAACUCAUAGCAGGUUGUUCACAUGGUCGCAGAGAUGAUGAUGAUGCUACAUUGCUCAAGGUUUGGGAAAAAGUACUUGGAGUGAAUAUUGUAGAUGCAGCCAAUGCGGAAACUUAUGAUCCUGAGGAACUGGCAAAACAAAUUUCUGCUAAAUCAGAUUCCAUAAACCGAAUUGGUUUCAUUGGUCUCGGAGCAAUGGGAUUUGGCAUGGCAACUCACCUGCUGAGAUCAAAGUUCUGCGUUCGUGGUUAUGAUGUAUAUGAGCCAACACUGUCUCGAUUUGCAAAUGCUGGUGGCUUGAGGGGGAGCAGCCCUGCAGAAGUAUCAAAAGAUGUAAAUGUUCUUAUAGUCAUGGUAACAAAUGAAGCUCAAGCUGAAAGUGUUCUAUUUGGUGAUCUUGGCGCUGUGUCUGCCCUUCCAUCCGGAGCAUCUAUUAUCCUUUCAUCUACUGUUUCUCCUGCAUUUGUCAGCCAGCUAGAGCGACGGUUGCAAAGUAGGUUUUGUUCUUUGUGCUUUAAAUACCCUUUUUAG